Messenger RNA from Lathyrus sativus (Indian pea), 1692 nucleotides. The record is from the annotation of a GenBank genome assembly. NCBI's taxonomy places the organism in Eukaryota, Viridiplantae, Streptophyta, Magnoliopsida, Fabales, Fabaceae.
AUGCAUCAAGGAGAUUACACCUCCGCUCCAUAUUACCAAUUCCCUCACAUGCAAAACCCCAACCCUACGCCGCCUCAAUCCGAUCCAAUUCCCAAUCACUACGCUUCUGCACCUCCUUUCACUCCCAAUUACGAUUAUCCAAACCCUGCAUAUUCUCCAUAUCCUCCUCAAAAUCCCGAUCCUGUUCCCGCUUCAAACCCUAAUUUCAAUCCUCAAUUCGAAUCCAAUCCUCCUUAUCAGCCACCGUCACAACCCUAUUAUCCUCCCUAUGAUCAACAUCAAGCACCUCCGAAUUAUCCCCCUCCUAACCCUAACCCUAAUCCCAAUCCCAAUUCCAAUCCAAAUUCAUCGUUAUAUAAUCCUGCUCCGUAUUCCCACAAUCACACAGCUUCUUCUGUUCCUCCGAUUCCGACUUACGAAAGCCAAUACGAGAAUCCAGUGAAAUCCGAUUACGGGGUUGGUGGUGGUGCUUAUUUUGAUGACAGAUACGGAGGUUUUAAUCGGAGCCAGUCCGAUUUAGGAUCGGAAUUGUAUGGUAAGCGUCAUGAUGGUGGUUUGUCUAGAUAUGAAUCCGGUGGUGUUAGUGUGGGUGGUGGUGAUGAAGGUUAUGGAGAUGGGGUGUAUGCUUAUCAAGGUGGAAAAGUGGAACCAUAUGGUGCACGUGGUACGGGUUCUAAAUCUUCUACUUGGUCUAACUCGCCGACUUUUGAUGAUUUUGGGAGACCUAUUAGUUUUUCUUCUGCGAAGGAGUCUUCUGUGGCAAGUAAGAUUGUGAAAGCAGUUCCUAAGGCUGAUACUCAGGAAGAUGUGAAAAGUGGGGUGCAAAAGUUUCGUGUCAAGAUGUUGGCAGAGAGUGGGGGUCAGAGCACAAUGGAUGUUCUCUGCCAGGUUGGUUUGGAUGGACUUCGCAUGCUAGAUCCAAAUACCAGUCGGACUUUGAGAAUAUAUCCUCUUGAGAACAUUACUAAAUGUGAUAGAGUCGAUUCAACUAUCUUUGCAUUUUGGUCGAAGAGCCCUGUUGACAUUGAGCCAAGACGAAUCAGAUUGCAAUCUAAUAGUUACACUACAAACACACUUUUGGAUACAGUGACUGCUGCAACCAUACAGUUCAAGGAAAUGGGUGGAAACAGGAGGCCUGCUGAAUCAUUGAAAACAAAUGAACAAUCUACUGAAAGAAAGAAAGGCCUUGGUGAUUGGAUGAAUAUGAUUAAACCUGCAAAUGAAGAGAAAGAUCAUUGGGUCCCAGAUGAAGCAGUCACAAAAUGCACCUCAUGUGGCACUGAUUUUGGGGCUUUUAACCGCAAGCAUCACUGUAGGAACUGUGGUGAUAUUUUCUGUGACAAAUGUACGCAAGGUAGAAUUGCUCUAACUGCUGAAGAGAAUGCUCAGCCAGUACGGGUCUGCGACAGAUGCCUGGCAGAAGUGACUCACAGGCUGAUCAGUGCCAAGGGAUCAUCAAGUAAACCUCUUUUGCAGAGUCAUGAGGAUCUUGCUCGGAAACUUCAGGAGGAGCUGGAGAGAAAUCGGAAGUCAUCAGGAUCAGGUUCUAAGUCUGACGGAACUGGAAGACGGAUGAAGGAAGUUGCAUGUCCUAUUUGCACUGUCCAUCUGCAGGUUCAGGUACCUACCUCAGGUUCAGAGACCAUCGAGUGUGGAGUUUGCCAGCAUCCAUUUCUUGUGAGUUCUUAUUGA